CUGCCCGCCUGGCUGGCUGACUGUGUGUGCGCCUAUAGCCCCCCUCUCACCGGCCAUACACACACACACACACACACACACACGCACGCACGCACACACGCUUUCUGCCAUCAACACACACCCACAGCAGAUCAGUUCAGGCAGCGCUCAGACCGCUAAACUGUGUCGCUCCCUCCAAGUGGAAGCAAGGACCAAAAGAGAUUGGAGAAAGAAGAAGAAGAAGAAGAAGGGGACACAUUUUGAAACUUUUUAAGAUCUUUUCAAAAAACAUUGCUUUUUUUUCUCUGGAGGAGGUUGACAUGACAAUGACCCGCUUUCGCCGAUGGAUUUGGUAGGACACCCGCUUUCCGAGUGUUUUUUCAUGCACUCUGAACAAGAGUAGAAUGAACUUAUCGAAGGGCCCACUGGUGAACAGCAGCACUGACGACAGCUCCAAGUCGACGUACGUUAAAUGCGGCGCUGGCGCCUGGAGGAUGCACCAGAGCUACGAGCCCCUCGAGGCCAACCACAUGAGAGACCCACAUGCCCUCUACAACCCAAGGCUUCUCUGCAGAAUGUCCAGUAAGGAGCGCCACCUAGAGUCAAACUGUCCGUCCUCGUAUAUAAAGACUGAGCCAUCUAGCCCCGCUUCUCUGACCGACAGUCUAAACCACCACUCCCCCGGCGGCUCCAGUGACGCGUCAGGCUCCUAUUCGUCCACCAUGAACGGCCACCCCAACGGUUUGGACUCCCCAAGUCUCUAUGGCUCCGGCGCAGGGCCCCUGGGUCCCGCCGGCGGUCCCGGAUCAAAGCGCUACGAGGACUGUUCGUCAACGAUUGGGGAAGAUUCGCAGAUAAAGUGCGAAUACAUGUUGAAUUCCAUGCCAAAGAGGCUGUGUCUGGUGUGUGGGGACAUUGCUUCCGGCUACCACUAUGGUGUGGCAUCAUGCGAGGCCUGCAAGGCCUUCUUCAAACGCACCAUUCAAGGCAACAUCGAAUAUAGCUGUCCAGCCACCAACGAGUGUGAAAUCACCAAGAGGAGACGCAAGUCGUGCCAAGCCUGCCGCUUCAUGAAGUGUCUGACUGUGGGCAUGCUGAGGGAGGGUAAGGGAAAAGGUGUUCGUUUGGACAGGGUUCGCGGUGGAAGACAGAAGUAUAAACGCCGGAUAGAUGCAGACAACAGUCCUUACCUGAACCCUCAGCUGGCUCUGCCCGCCAAGAAGCCAUUUGCCUUUGGCUGCCUUGCAGAUAACAAAAUCGUCUCUCACCUACUGGUGGCCGAGCCAGAGAAGAUCUACGCCAUGCCCGACCCGACAGUACCAGACAGCGACAUCAAGGCCCUGACUACGCUCUGCGACCUGGCCGACAGAGAGCUGGUGGUCAACAUCGGCUGGGCCAAGCACAUCCCGGGUUUCUCCACACUGUCUCUAGCAGACCAGAUGAGUCUACUGCAGAGCGCAUGGAUGGAGAUCUUGAUCCUACGUGUUGUGUACCGCUCGCUUUCCUUCGAAGACAAGCUGGUGUACGCUGAGGAUUAUAUCAUGGACGAGGACCAGUCAAAACUGGCCGGACUCCUCGACCUGAACAAUGCCAUCCUGCAGCUGGUCAAGAAGUAUAAAACAAUGAAGCUGGACAAGGAGGAAUUUGUCACUCUGAAGGCCAUCGCUUUGGCUAACUCAGACUCAAUGCACAUUGAGGAUGUGGAUGCAGUGCAGAAGCUCCAAGACGUGCUCCACGAGGCCCUGCAGGACUACGAGGCUUCCCAGCACCAGGAGGACCCCCGGCGGACGGGCAAGCUUCUCAUGACCCUGCCCCUUCUCCGUCAGACCUCCACCAAGGCCGUGCAGCACUUCUACAGCAUCAAGCAGGACGGAAAAGUGCCCAUGCACAAACUGUUCCUGGAGCUGCUGGAGGCCAAAGUGUGAAGGCGGAAAGUCGAGACAACUCUCCGUCUUUUACACGCCAAUACACACACACACACGCACCCAAACACACACAAUAAUAUGCCCCUUAAGUACGCCACUAUGACUCAACAAGUAAGCUACUCCUCUUACCUUAAACCUAUGCUGUCUAAGAUUUGAACGAAAAGGCUCAGUUGACCUUUUUGAUAGGCGAGGUGGAGCUGACUGAUAUGACCCCGCCCCCUCUAAAGGGGAAAGAAGAAGACACUGACUCCUGUUGUUAUUGUGUGUGCAAAAACACUGACAGUGACACUCACAUAUGCAUUUAAUGAUGACAUUAUUAAUAAGAACAUGCUCAAAUGAGGACACGUUCAAAAGAAAAAAGUUCAAAGGACCGAUGAGACUUUUCCCCCUUGCCCCACCAUAUAAUUUUGUAAGUGUUUAAGAAGAUAAAGGGGAAAAAAGCUAAAGUAUUGAAGACAUUUAUUAUCACGUUAUGUGUACAUUGACAUCUGGAUGGACAAAGAAGAAGAUGAUGAGGAUGAGAUUUGCCUGCCUAAAGAUGGAGCACUUCCAUUCAGCAGAUGCCAGCAACUUUAUGCCAUUACCCCAAAUUCUCUAGCUUUUUUUUUUCCUUUCUUUAAUCCAAGGCCCUGGACUGGUGUUCUCUUCUAUUAAUGAUUCAAAAGUUCCAGCAGGGAGCAGACAUGUCUAAGAAUUGAAGUUGGAAUUGGUUGCUGUAAACAUUUACUAAAUUUAGGACCUGGUUUUCCCAAAAAGCCAUCUACUUGUGGCACUUUUUGGAAACUUUCUGAAGCUGAAGAUAUUGUCAGGCUUUUGCUGCAAUUGAGGAGUUUAAUGUUAUCAAAAUGUCAUUUUUCCACUGCACAGUAUCGGCUCAGCUCUGUUUUUACCGUUUCAAGUUAAGCUUUCAGCAAUGAAAACCAUGCCUUGUUAUAUGAUGCGUUAAACAUGCACUGAAGCCUUCAGUCGAAACGAGACAAGGUAACAAAAAGGAGACAAAUCGUAUUCAAGUGGAGACUGAGGGCAGCAAGAAAAUGGAGUGCGACAGCAAAGUCGAGAUUAGGGAUGAAUUGAAUAAAACAAAAAUUCAAUUACAAAAAAGUUGAAGCGAAAUCUCUGCUUCCAAGCUUUGCAGUAAUAAUUUUUCCACACAGAUUGUUACUGUAGAUUCCACGCAGCACUCUAUGCAGAAAUAAUUUGGCAGUAAGCUAGGAGGAAAGAGUCCAAAAAGUUUGUGAUCAUUUUACACUUAAAAAAAGAGAUCUAAUGCGACGUGUCCACUGCCGUGCAGACUAACGUAGCACAACAGCACAUCUAGUGCUAACACAAGCUAUUGAUGUUAGCUAAAUUAAUAUAACAUAUCACCGUGUAUUGUAAUGUCCCCACAAGUGGUCAUGGAUCGACACAGCCACCCAUGCCUUUUCAAUCGCUUGAUCUAACAAACACUAACAAAAGAAAACACAUAAUAAGCAUUUUCAUAUAUGAGCUGCUAUGACCACAAUUGACACUGGCAUUUAACGCGCAGACUGGCUAGCAGUUAGCCAGUUAACAGACAGUCGCUAACCUGAGCUCACAUCAGCUCACUGUACACGCUCAUCCGCUGACUCGCACGUCACUCCAGGUCAGGCCCCGCAGGUCACAGAUAUUAAUUAUAGUGUGGAUCACGAGGAUGGUGAACCCAAGUGGACAACAAUCAUGCCUGGACCUCACAUGCACAUUUUGUUGUUUAACAAUGCAUAAGCAAUUUCUACCCGAUUAAUUGAUGGGAAAAUCGGUAGACUAAUCGAAUAUUGAGCAUCAAUAGCGAGUAGAGGCGUGCGAGCUGAGUUGGUACCAUGCUGUGCAAAAAUCUCCAAAAGUCCGACAACGCUUCAUGUUGUCCACUUGUGUUUGUCAGGCUGCCGUAUUUUCAGCGCUGUGCAGCUCAACACCUCGCCCACACGUCACUCUUUGAAUGUGCCAUUGAGAUAUCCGAGAGGCACCUCAGUGCUUCCCUCCUUGCUCAGCUUCCUUCACAAGCUCCACAAGAUCAUCUUAACAAGAUGCCCUCAGAGCAGACGUUCCACGCACGUGACGGGCCGCUAUCAAGACCGAAGGUGACUGAAGUGUUGCUUGAUUUUAAUUUCUUGGCAUCUAUCUCGAAAUAAUUGUAGCUAAGGUACCAAUAUUUGACUUGUAAAUAACAGUCAUCCUGUAUAUGAUGUAUAACAGCAGCUUUGUUUUUCUUUGUCUCCUUAAACCCAAAACAACACUUUCCUGUACCAGCUUGACCACUCUCAGUGGUUAUCAUGUAUGUAUAAAUUUAACAACUUAUCAUGUAUUAACAAAUCAAAGUUUAUCUUAGGAGCUACCAAGCAAGAGUGCAUUCACAAGGAGGGUGCAAGGAUGGAGUGUAGGGAGAAUAUGUAGCUUUGUUGUCUUUUUGUUAUUAAUCAAAUGUAGCAGACAUACAAUUGUAGCAUUGGAGGAGAAUCACGAUGAACAUCAACACAAGCCGAAGUCAAACUUAGCAACAUAAAACAUACACUACUGAUGUUUGCACCUUGUCAUGUGACCAAGCGCAACAUUUAGGGGGUUUUUCUCGCAAAAGCAACAUUUUCUCCAAAGCCAAGUAGACGAGCAUAGGGACCAUGAAAGCCAUGUUUCCACCAUGUGCUACACUUCACUUCAGUUUGGAACUGGCAAGUCUGGAUUUCUCUGCCUUUCUUCGGGAUAUCUACUCUGUAUUAGGGUUUGAACCUCUAAAGAUUUUCGGAAGUCGACCAUAGUGUGAGGAAUCUUAGUUGAAGUUGUUUCGUCUUUGAUAUUUGUUCGGCACAAUACGACGGUCCCCAACCUUUUUGGUGCCACGGAGCAGUUUCACGUAAAGAUACGUUUCGACGAACAGGGAUAGAAAGAAAUCAAGACAAAUUAAUAUAAAUACCACUCACCGUUAGGCUAAUUGUAGUUCAUUAGUGGGAGUCCUGCACAUGCUUCUCUUACUCAAAGCAGCCGGUCUCGUCAGAAUGCUUUUAAUAUCACACACAACUGCGGCGAUAUCCUGUUUUCGCUGGGUUCUGAAUAAAAAGCAACGGCAUCUUGAUGCUGGAUUUUCUGAUAGAGUGGUUUUGCAGAAUUUCUGUAUGAAACUGACAGAACUGUAGCGCCUGAUGGAAAUGAGGCAUAAAUGCCUACAAAUGCAUACUUGAGCUAUGGAAAUUGGCGCAUCAUCAUACUUAAACACACACACUGAUUUUGCCUGGUUUGUUAUCCCACUUCCUGUUUUAAGUGCAAUCAGUCUGACUGACUAAAAUGAAAAAACACUUUCAUUCACUUUGUAUUUGCAAAGUUGUAUUUUCUUCACAUACAACCUUAACCCACAGCAAGGUUUGAUCACUCAUCAUAGCUUUAACAGUUGGGAAUUUCAAAAAAAUGAUAAUAUAUAUAUAAUGAUGUAUGUAAUUUGUAAAGCUGCAUAAGAAUGCCAAAUGUUUAUCCAACCUACUAGAAGCUGGCAACUGAGGAGUUAAGUGUAGUCCAUCUCUAACAUCGCUCGCAAACAUCAUGAAACAUCAUUAGGGGCUAUUUUCUCAGCCUUCGUUAGCAUUGUAUAUUGUAAAUAAAGACAGAUUACAAUUCUAACAUAAGACAUUUUAUUGGAAACAAAAGAUUUUAAAAACACAAGAAAAAUGUAGCUCAACCUCGAUGUAAGUUUCAUGUUCACCAUUUUUUCUACGGAGGAAAAAACUUUGCUUUUGAUUCCCCAAGUCUUCCUUAUUUUUUGGCUCCGCCCCUCUUGCGCUAAGCACUCGGAGGCGUGCCUGUGUGCUUUCCUUGUGCCGACUACUGUCCUUGUGCCGUGUGCUUCCCACCUCUUUAGCCAGCACACAGUAGAGACUAGAGGCCAUGUGGUCUGGCUUCUGGAUCAGUACGCUGAGGCAAAGAUCUCUUCUAGGGUUAAAUCGCAGCACUCAUCUCUACCCGACUACACAUACUUAAUGAAUUAUUUAGUAUCUAAAUGAUAAACACAAGUAUUUAAAGGGGAGGGUCAUUUGUGUAACUUUCCUGUAGAACAACCAAUAUUCUGUAUAUCGUUUAAGUUUGAAUAAGACUGAAUGACAGGGGCGACGUUUCAGAACCUUUUGAUAAGCUCGCUGUACCUUCCACGCAGCUUGACAACAGCUCAAUCAUUUUGUCCAUUUUCUUGAAAUCAUUUUCGGAUUUUUUUAUUAAUUAAAAAGGCCUAAACUCUUUCAAUUAUUGUUGUUAGAGACAUUAUGUCUCUAAUGUCUAUAAAGUUCAACAUGUAAUGUAAAAGUACACUACUGAUUUUUCUUAUACGAUAAGACAAAAGGUGCUUUUAAAUAUAAUGAGUUUAAUGUUAAAUUGUCGCAUGUCAAAGUAAACACGUGCACUUGAUUUGACUUGAUUCAGUUGUUUAAAAGCAGCAAUAUCUAAAAAUCUAAAACGGCACAUACUUGUAUCAUCGGCCAGUUCAGUUGAUUGCAAAGUUUUAAGACAUCACAGUUAAAUGCAUCAAUAUGCAGGAUGUUUUGACAUUUCAUUUUUAGAAGCAAUAUUUUGUUGACUGAAUUCUUGACAAGUUGCACUUGUGAUGAAUUAUUUGAGUAUUGAGCCCAUAAAUGUGGACAAAGUGGUAUUUUCCAUGAGGUGCAAUGGGAAAAGGAGUGGAGUUGUUUUGACCUGCUUGCACCGUAAGCAGCAUGUUGGAUUUUUUUCAUCUGUUACUAAGACCCAUGAGCUGCAAAUAUUGUAUGUAAGCCAACUAUGACUUGUGUAGCUGAAGCAGCAAAGGAUUGUCCAUCCCAGCUCAACAGUCAUUUAGUUGUAUUUAAAUCUAGCAGCCACCUGUGCUGCAUUCAUGGGCGAGAGAGAGAGUUUGGAUUAAAACAUUUGGAGGGGGGAAAAAAAAAAAAAAAAAAGACCCUUGCCUUGUGAAGAGUUCUGGGUGAAGGGAGAGAGACCCUGUAUUGUUAUUAAAAACAUGUUCGUAGAUUUUAGAUGUGCUUCACAUCAGAAAAUGAAAAAGGAAAAAAAAAAACUACCUGUAUAUUUUUGUGAUGUGUAUCAUACAAGUGUGCUCCAAUGAUAAUGUCCAUUUGUGUAAAUGUAUUUCACACUGUAUAUAUUGUUCAAUGCAAAAAGAGAGACCUAUGAUUCUGUAAGUUAAACGACUAUUGUUUGAAACAUUACGUGUUACUCCAGACUAUGCCUUUCAGGAUUAUUACAGUAGAGCAAUAUCGAUUAAAACCAGGCUUCCAGUUUUGAA
Messenger RNA from Phyllopteryx taeniolatus (common seadragon), 7173 nucleotides. It is a transcript of the gene esrrga, whose product is annotated as estrogen-related receptor gamma a. Bases 384 to 1904 code for a protein of 506 amino acids. The record is from RefSeq and is a predicted model, not a curated record. NCBI's taxonomy places the organism in Eukaryota, Metazoa, Chordata, Actinopteri, Syngnathiformes, Syngnathidae. Gene Ontology annotation, biological process: regulation of DNA-templated transcription. Gene Ontology annotation, molecular function: nuclear steroid receptor activity; steroid binding; sequence-specific DNA binding. The transcript is spliced from 9 exons. Gene Ontology annotation, cellular component: nucleus.